AUGGCGCAAGCCCUGGACGAUAGUUUCGGGUCUGAUUUGAAGCAUCUGAUGGAUUGCAUGCAUUUUAUUAGUGGUCGUUGCAAUUUAAACAACAACUGUCCUUAUCGCCAUUAUCGUGAAGCGGCUGAACAAACAAAAAGCUGUCCAAAAUGGCCUAAAACAUGUCGCAAUAUUGUAUGUCCCUAUCGGCAUUGUAUGACGACUGCGCUUCAAGCGACAGUUAAAAAAGAACCAACACACAGAGUAAUACUUAAGUUGCCUGGACAACUGCCACUGUCAACAAAAUCGUCAAUGCCGUCACAAGGUUUUAUAAGUUUCUUUUGGGAUAUUGAAAAUGUUCCCAUACCUAAAGGACAAAAACCUUUCGAUAUUGUUCAACGUAUUCGACAAAAACUAGUUGUUGAAUCAGGCCUGCAAGAAGCAGAUUUUUCUUGCUUUUGUAACAUCAAUACGAUAUCACAAGACAAUCAACAAAAUUUACAUCAUGCCAAUGUUCGUAUUAUUCAUGUACCUGAUCGAAAGCCCGGCGCAGCUGACCGACAAAUCAUGCUUGAGUUGGACCGUUUCGAGCGUAUUCAUCGUCCACCGGCUACUGUAGUUCUCAUAUCGGGUGAUAUUGAUUUCGUUGGAAAAUUAAGUGAUCUUCGUCAUCAAGCCGGAUUUCAUGUUAUAGUCAUACAUAAUAAACCAGCUAAAGACGAACUAAAAGCUACUGUGCAUACGCACUAUCCAUGGGAAUAUUUUACUACUCCACAGCAACAACAGCUACAAUCACUAAUGAGUGCAGAUAAUAAUAUAAAUUCGAUUUUUAAUGGAGCCACAAAGUCAACAAUACAACCGAACAUAAUACAUGCCUCUAGUAGCGCUAAUGUUUUACGUCGAAGAGAUCCAUCAUUAAGUUCGCCACGUGUACGAAAGAACUCAUCUUCGAUUGUAAGUAAUCAAAAUAUAAAAGUUUAUAAUUGUCCACAAUGUUCAAAUGAAUUUCAAACUGCUGAAGGCUUAGAACAACAUCAGAAAGUUAAAAAUCAUUUAUUCUAUUGUCCCGUUUGUAAUGAGAGUUUUGUAAUGGAGAAAAGUCAAGUUCAACAUCAAAAAGACAAAAAACAUUAUAUUCGAGAUUAUAAAUGUGAUCAAUGCAAUCAUUAUUUCGCUAAAGUGGAAAGUUUGAAUCAACAUCGAAACGCUACUGGACAUACAUCAUCACCUAAGAAAUCUACUGCUAAUGGAUGCUUUGUUUUGCAGGAAACAUCGGCAGUUUUAUCGCCAUCAAAUCGUAAUAAUAACAACAAUGAUAAUGAAGAUCCUAUGCUAAUUAUUCUGCAAGGCAUUGAAGCUAUUAGACAGCAUUAUGUAAAGUAUGGUUUCAUCAGUGAUUAA
This is a messenger RNA of Rotaria socialis, 1380 nucleotides long. NCBI's taxonomy places the organism in Eukaryota, Metazoa, Rotifera, Eurotatoria, Philodinida, Philodinidae. The record is from the annotation of a GenBank genome assembly.